ACACGGCAGAUUGUCUACAGAGCUGCUCUCGCGCUGCACAAGUUUACUCGUUUUUAUUCAAGAUGGCGCAGAAAGCUGUGCAACUUGCUCAACAAGCAACUGCUGCACUAUCUGCUGUUUCGCCUGGAAUCUUAGUUCGUGUUGGAAACAGGGGCAUAAAUGCUGUUACCAAAUUUGGUCGAGUCUUGAAACCCAAGGCACAAAAUUUUGCCAAAAAUGCAUCCGUCGAACUUGCUCCACCUGCUCCCAAUGAGUUUCUGCAUCAAGCAAACGUAGUGAAAAAUGAUAUCAUCAGUGGAGAAAGUUUGAAACGGGUGUCAGAAAUGACCGUGAAUCAGUUUGCCGCCAAGGGAUUAGUUGUAGUUGAAGUAGCUUUCUGGUUUUACAUUGGUGAAAUGAUCGGUAGGCGAUCAAUAAUUGGAUACAACCCGAAAUUAUAACAUUUUUAUAUUUUAUGCUGGUUACGUGUGAUUAUGUUUAUGAAUACGAAUAUAAAUAUAGAUGUUUUCGAAUAUUCAA
Hydractinia symbiolongicarpus is the source of this 519-nucleotide messenger RNA. Its product is annotated as ATP synthase subunit g, mitochondrial-like. The transcript has 2 exons. Gene Ontology annotation, molecular function: proton transmembrane transporter activity. The record is from RefSeq and is a predicted model, not a curated record. Gene Ontology annotation, biological process: proton motive force-driven ATP synthesis. NCBI's taxonomy places the organism in Eukaryota, Metazoa, Cnidaria, Hydrozoa, Anthoathecata, Hydractiniidae. Bases 63 to 440 code for a protein of 125 amino acids.